ACUCCUCGUGCAGACAGUAAACUGAAGCAUAAGAGGGAUGAAAAACAAACCCAAAUCCAAUGUUGGGAGGAGGAAGAGCCAGAGAAUCAUGGUAAUGAGAUCCUUGGCAACCCUUCUCUCAAGGGGGGUCUUACGAAAAAGGUUAUUUUCACCCUCACAAUUCCAACCUUCAUUUGCAUUUGUAUGUGAUGUUUAGUUCAGUUUGUGUUUAAGUUAUAUAAUUUGGUUUAUAUUGUGUUAUUGUGACAUUAUGUUAUUGAUGUUCGGACUCAGUUUGAAUAUUUGAAGCUAAGUAGUACUUAUGUAAAUCAUAUUCAAAAGAAAGAAUUAAAAAGGCCUAGGCUGUAUAGGCAUGUGGCUGUCCUAAAACAGCUAGCCCAGACACUAUGAAACUGACUACAAAGUUGGCCCAGCCGCCCAGCCCAUAUACUUGACAUGUUGAUCAGAUGGAUUAGGAUGGCCUGUCAUAGCUGAAGCCUGAAGUUAUUUUCCAUUUGCAGAAUGUCUUUUCUUUCUCUGUUCAUCAAAUAUAGGACAAAGCUUAGCAAAUGUGAUGAAUCAAUGGGGCCCAAAGAACAUGCUACUACAAUGGUGGGGCUUGCAGGAAUUCCUGUAUCUCCUUGCUACCCGGACUCAAAAGGUGGAGUCUAUUUUGUUCUUGAGAAAGCCUCGCUGGUUGCUGCUUAUGUUGGAAAGAGGUACCAGAUUUUAAAUCCAGAUGAGCAUGCCAAUUUCCUUCGAAGGAAAAACAAGAACCCUUAUGAUUAUAGGCCUGAUAUUGUGCAUGAGGCCCUUCUUCAAAUUAUGGGUAGUCGGCUUUGCAUGGCUGGUAGGUUGCGUGGUGUGUUCAUUAGGACUGAUGAAGGAAUACUAAUCCGAGUUGAACCAAACACCCAGAUACCAAAGACUCUUGGAAGCUUUUGCAACAUGAUGGCUGAGCUACUGCAAAAGUUCAGCAUCAAGUCAAAGGGUAAACGUGGAAAACUUUUGCGCCUAAUUGAAAAUCCUGUAACUCAACACCUACCCGUUAACUCUCGUAAGAUUGGGCUUUCUGUCAGUUCACCUAAGGCUGUUCAAAUAAAGGACUACCUCGCUGCUGCUAAUCAUGAUGAGAACCUUGUGUUUGUGGUUGGUGCAAUGGCUCAUGGAAAGAUUGAUGCUGAAUAUGUUGAUGAUUUUAUAUCAGUUUCUGCAUUGCCCUUGAGUGCUGGGACUUGUCUGAGACGUAUCUGCGUUGCAUUGGAGAGGAAUCAGAAGAUUCACUGAUUAAUAGUUCGACUUAUUUUCUGUUGCCAUGUAUACUUGUACAGGUUGGUAACAUCUCCAAUUUUGGUAGCUAUAGGCCCAGAGUGUUUGAUCAGGAAAGUUCUUUGUAGUUAAUUAUUAUUUAUUAGCUUCUUGUUUAUUAUUCUGGAAACAAUUCUUUCUCAGUUGAUUUUGGGGCAGUUUGUCUCCCAUUAAUGUAAAUGACACUUAAUGGUGUCUCUCUUGGCCACUUCUUUCUAAUCACUAGUAGUAAGAAUCUUAACAAUUAUUGUCAAUU
Molecule: messenger RNA, 1543 nt
Organism: Arachis ipaensis
Lineage: Eukaryota; Viridiplantae; Streptophyta; Magnoliopsida; Fabales; Fabaceae
Source: RefSeq, a predicted model, not a curated record